UACUGAAGCAAUACUUGCGGGAGCUACCUGAAAAUGUGCUUACCAAAGAUCUGAUGCCUCGGUUUGAAGACGCUUGUGGCAAAAGCUCUGAAGCUGAAAGGUUGCAGGAGUGUCAGCGCCUUCUAAAGGAGCUGCCAGAAUGCAACCUCUACUUGAUUUCAUGGUUGAUUGUUCACAUGGACCAUGUCAUAGAGAAAGAACUUGAAACUAAAAUGAAUAUACAAAAUAUUUCUAUUGUGCUCAGUCCAACAGUUCAGAUCAGUAACCGCGUUCUAUAUGUAUUUUUUACCCACGUUCAAGAACUCUUUGGAGGAAUAGUCAUUAAGAAAGUAAUUAAACCUCUUCGUUGGUCUAAUAUGGCCACCAUGCCUGCGCUGCCUGAAACACAAGAUACCAUUAAAGAAGAAAUCAGACGACAGGAAUUUCUGUUGAAUUGCCUGCAUCGGGAUCUUCAGGCUGGUAUUAAGGAUCUCUCUAAAGAAGAAAGGCUGUGGGAGGUGCAGAGAGGAUCUUGACGGCUCUUAAAAGGAAGUUGCGAGAAGCUAAAAGGCAGGACUGUGAAACAAAAAUUGCGCAAGAAAUUGCCAGUCUUUCUAAGGAAGAUGUUUCUAAAGAAGAAAUGACUGAAAAUGAAGAAGAAGUUCUUAAUAUUCUGCUUGCACAGGAAAAUGAAAUAUUAACAGAACAAGAAGAGCUGGUUGCAAUGGAGCAGUUCCUGCGACGUCAGAUUGCAACAGAGAAGGAAGAAAUUGACCGUCUGCGAGCAGAGAUUUCUGAAAUUCAAAGCCGCCAGCAGCAUGGUCGGAGUGAGACAGAAGAGUAUUCAUCUGAGAGUGAGAGUGAAAGUGAGGAUGAGGAAGAGCUGCAAAUUAUUCUGGAAGAUCUGCAGAGACAGAAUGAAGAGCUGGAGAUCAAGAACAACCAUUUGAACCAGGCAAUUCAUGAAGAGAGAGAGGCCAUCAUUGAGCUGCGAGUUCAGCUUAGGCUGUUACAGAUGCAGCGCAUGAAGUCCGAACAGCUGCAGGAGGAAGAGGAGCCAGGGAGGACAGGCAGCAGACCCCAGCUGCAGAGGGACACUGCCUCUGAAUCAAAACCACCUAAAGACAAGACAAAGGAGCAAGUAAGACCUUCUCCAAUUAAAGACUGGAAAGAAACGCUUAUCUGA
Messenger RNA from Staurois parvus, 1165 nucleotides. The record is from the annotation of a GenBank genome assembly. Lineage: Eukaryota; Metazoa; Chordata; Amphibia; Anura; Ranidae.